This is a messenger RNA of Cajanus cajan (pigeon pea), 2110 nucleotides long. The record is from RefSeq and is a predicted model, not a curated record. Lineage: Eukaryota; Viridiplantae; Streptophyta; Magnoliopsida; Fabales; Fabaceae.
GGAGCAAAAUUUGACGAGCGAUUUUCUCCUCCUUGACUUGACUUGCAAGUACAAUACAACCAAUUUGGUUGUUUGUUACAUAGGAAAACAACGAGGGGCUUGUUUGGUUUUUGUCUUCCACCGCAUCAUUUUCACAACUCGUAACUUGUGAUGCUCUCAUAUCUUGUUCUCCCACAUUAGCUUUGUGUGUUUGUGAAUCUUGGCUAGAGAUGGCAGAAAUUAGGCUCACCAGGGUGGAGCAAGGCCAAACCAAGAUCAAAAAUGUUCCAAUAGCUGUGACCCCAGAAGGGUUUUGGUGCUGCCCUUCUCCUGUUGUGUUUCAGAAAAGCCUCAAGGCCCAAAACCCUCUCAACAAGCCCAAACCCUCUUCACCCCCGCCAAAAACCAGUGUUCAGAAGAAGCCAGUGUCUGUGCCAGUGUGUGAGAGAAGAGCUUCUGCAGCACCUGCCCCUUCAAGAUUGGUGCUUUCUGAUGAUCAGCAAUGUGCAACUGCUCCAGAGAGGCCUCCACCUACCACAUCUGUGGCUGCAGAGAGGACACCUAGGCCCAAAAUUGAAUCUUUGCCAAAGAAGGUUGCUAUUGAGUUUGGUGAACCCGGAACUUGUGAUAUGAAGGUGGUUUUGUUGGGAAAGCAGGGUUUUUGUGUCAAGUUGAGUGUGCACAGGGAUGUUCUGACAGAGAAGAGUUGCUUCUUUUCUGAAAAACUCUCUGAACAAUCCGGUUUGUCCUGUCUCCAAAUCGGUGACUGUGAGGAUGUUGAGAUAUAUGUUGAAACUGUUGGUCUUAUGUACUGUAAGGAGAUGAAGCAGCGGCUUAUGAAGCAAAGUGUUUCUCGCAUUCUUCGAAUACUCAAGGUAGCUGAAUUCCUCGGCUUCAGCUCAUGUAUCCAGUCAUGUUUGGAGUACUUGGAAGCAGUCCCUUGGGUUGGAGAAGAAGAGGAAGAAAAGGUGGUCUCAACUGUACUGCAACUCCAAGCUGAAGGAAUUGGGGUCAAUCCUGUGCUGAAAAGAGUGUCAUCUGACAUUUCUAAUGUCCCAAAAGACACUCUUUCCCACAUCAUUGAACUUGUUCUCAAAAGCAAUGAGGAAAGAGGCCGCCGAGAGAUGAAAUCCAUUGUCCUAAAGCUCCUCAGGGAGAACAACAGUCUUCCAAGCUAUGCCCGUUCAACUGACAUAUGCAAUGACAUGAUUUACAGAUCAUGCAGAAGCUGCUUGGAUUCAUUACUGUCUCUGUUCAAGCAGGCUGCAGAACCGGACAAACCGAGUGAGGAGCGUGAUCCAUUAACAAAGUGCAUAGCUCUUGAAGCUGAUAACUUAUCAUGGUUGCUUGAGAUCUUAAUUGACAAACAAGCUGCUGAUGAGUUUGCACUGAUGUGGGCAAACCAGCAGGAACUGGCAGUGUUACAUGCUAAGCUGCCGACCGUGUUGCGCUACCAUGUUAGCUGCCUUUCUGGGAGGCUUUAUGUUGGCAUUGGAAGGGGGGAAUUGUUGCCGUCGAAGGACACACGGCAGUUGUUGUUGCAGACAUGGCUGCAGCCUCUGAUGAAUGACUACAACUGGUUGCAGCAUGGAUGCAGGUCAUUUGAUCGGAAACUCGUGGAGGAAGGCAUUGGGAGGACUAUUCUCACCUUGCCUCUUGAGGAUCAACAGAGCAUUUUGCUUUCAUGGUUGGGGAGUUUCUUGAAGACUGGUGAUAGUUGUCCCAAUCUUCAGAGGGCUUUUGAGGUGUGGUGGAGGAGAACUUUCAUUAGACCUUAUGUGGAGAACCAAGGUAAUGUUGCUGUGUCUGCUGAUAGUUCAAUGUUGCCAAAGCAACAAGAAUGAAGAAAGUGUCAAAUGGGGUUCUUGAAUGUCUUUCAUUGGUAAUGGAGUUUUUGGUUUAUAUUAAGGAGUUUGAGGAAUUGUAAAGAUAUGUGUUGAUUGCAGAAUGUGGAUUAACCUCCAGCAGCUAACUAGUACUGAGACGUGUCAUGUGUCCCUUGCAUGAGUUGACUCUCUAUUAAUUCUUUGAGGAAGACCUCAAUGAAUUGAUAAAUUUCAGUAAUUGGAUUUUGUAUAAUCUCUUCAAAGAGAGGAAUGGAAUGGAGUUUUUAGUUUUUUUUUUCUUCCUA